GUGUGUGGUGUGUGUGUGUGAACAACGUCAACGACACGACUGUGGGGCCGUCAAAUUGCGUCAGAUGAACAUGGCGUUCUUUAGGUUAUUGCCGUGAGUGUUGCUUAAUUUUUUCGCUAAAUGCAGAUCAUUGGUGUGUUCUGCGGGACGACGCAGAACUCCGUGUCGAUGGGGAGGCGACCCUUCGACGGCUUGGGCCGUAAACCCAGGACCUAGAGGAAAACCCCGAGUGUUAAAAGUAUACACACCCUGACGCGGUAUUAACACUGUUUUGGGUGACAUUUUUUUUCUUAUCAAAGACUUUUUUUGGUUUUCCCCCCCUUGUGUUUAUUGCAAAGACCAGUGUGAUUUCGUGGACCUAAUUAAUAAUUUGGAAAAUUUUUUGAUAAUGCAAAUGCCGGUAUUUUGGAACCAGUGAUUUUUUAAAUAGCCACAGGGUAUCACAGGGCACCACAGGGUGAAAGUAGUGGUGGUGGUAACCAAUAAGUGAUACUUAAUUCAUCCCCGCACAAUUUGUUUCGAUUGUUUUUUUUUUGCAAAGUUAUUUCGAUUGUUAUUGUUUUUCUUUUUUGACAUUUUUUUAGGGCGUCGGCUCUUUAAAGGCGGGAAAAAUUCGAUAAAACAUGUUUAUAUGAUUGUAAAAGAUGUACGUGGAGACGGUGGUUGGUAUUUGAAAUUCGUGUGGUGGUGGUGAAACCCUCCCUGGAGCAAAAGUGACACAUGUCAGUGCCAUUGACUUAUGUUUACGAUUCUUGUGAGACAAGUCGCCAGGGGAAAACAAAUAAAGCCGAAGCUGACAAAGAGAUUUGUAAAUUAAAAUACACAAGAAAGAGAGGUGAGAAGAGGGUCGGUGCCAUAUGCCGCCAGCCGGGCUAUCGGCAAGAGGCUUGUCUAUCUUGAUGGACCACGGACAACCGGACGCUCGUCAUCGGAGCGAGCGGUUAUUACUUUAUUCAGAGAAUGGCUGCUCUCAACCCCUUAAUCCAAAUACGGCCACACUUUCCCCCAGGUAUCAACACAUCAGUAGAGUCACCACACAAUUUAGCAAAAACUACUCAUACGGUCGUACUCCGAGCACUAUGUCAGAUAGCAGUGUAUCCGACACACACAGCGGUGGAACAGCAAGAACAAUUUCACAACAAACUAGUCCUUCCCAUGGCACGCAUUCCUCCUCUCAAUCUCGACAGGACAACAGUACGACUCUCUUUACUGCCCAGUUUGAUUACGUCGCACAGGGAGAGGACGAGUUGUCAUUGCAACGAGGAGAAACUGUCGAGGUCUUAUCCAAGGAUUCAAAGAUUUCUGGUGAUGAAGGCUGGUGGACUGGGAAGAUCCGGGGAAAAGUUGGCAUUUUCCCGGCAAAUUUUGUCAUUGAAGCGGAAGUAAUCGAAAGGGUAUCAUCGGUGAUCGAUAAUGUUCAUCCUGUUGAAAUUGAUUUCGAAGAAUUGCAACUGGAAGAGGUGAUAGGAGUCGGUGGAUUUGGAAAAGUUUACAGAGGAUUUUGGCAGAAACAUGAAGUUGCUGUUAAAGCGGCGCGCCAAGAUCCAGAUGAAGAGCCUAGUGUUACAUUGGAGAAUGUACGACAGGAGGCGAAACUUUUUUGGCUCCUUAAGCACGAGAAUAUUGUGCAGCUCGAGGGAGUUUGUUUAAAAAUGCCAAACAUGUGUCUUGUUAUGGAAUAUGCUCGCGGUGGUAGUCUCAAUAGGGUUCUUAGCGGUAGGAAGAUCAGGCCAGAUGUACUUGUCGAUUGGGCAAUUCAAAUUGCUCGAGGAAUGGACUAUCUUCAUAAUAAAGCUCCAAUUAGUCUUAUUCACAGAGAUUUGAAAAGUUCCAAUGUGUUACUUAGUGAACCGAUAGAGAACGACGAUCUUCAAUAUAAAACAUUAAAAAUAACGGAUUUUGGAUUGGCAAGAGAAGUUUACAAAACAACUCGUAUGUCGGCAGCUGGCACUUAUGCUUGGAUGGCACCAGAAGUUAUCAAAAAAAGUACAUUCAGUAAAGCAAGCGACGUUUGGAGUUACGGUGUUCUUUUGUGGGAACUUUUAACUGGAGAAACGCCAUACAAAGGCAUAGAUGCCUUAGCAGUUGCUUACGGAGUUGCUGUGAAUAAACUUACCUUGCCAAUACCCUCAACUUGCCCACAACCAUGGAGAUUUCUCAUGGAAGCCUGCUGGUCGUCAGACAGCCACUGUAGACCAGGUUUCGUAGAAAUUUUACUAGCAUUGGAUGAUGUUAGAAGUGCUUUUGCUGCCACACCCCACGAAUCAUUUCACACGAUGCAAGACGAUUGGAGACUUGAGAUUGAAGAAGUUCUUCAUGGAUUGCGCAUGAAAGAAAAGGAAUUGCGCUGCAGGGAAGAAGAGUUAACCAAGGCACAAGUGCAACAGAGACAGCAUGAGGAAAAUUUAAGGCAACGAGAACAGGAAUUAGCUGAGAGGGAAAUCGAUCUCUUGGAACGGGAGUUAAUCGUUAUGAUUAUCCAACAAACUACCCCGACUCCCAACAAGAGGCGGGGUAAAUUCAAGAAAUCGAAAUUGAAACUCAAUAAAAAAGAACCUGGGAGCAAUAUUAGUGCACCGUCUGAUUUUCGACAUACAAUCACCGUGCAACAUACGGCUCUAGAUAGAGGGAAAAAUAGAAAUCCUUCCAGGCCGAAUAGUCCGCCUGGUUCGCCGAGUAUUCCUCGACUCCGAGCAAUAGCAUUACCAGCCGAUGGAGUUAAGGGUAAGACCUGGGGACCAUCAACACUUCAUCAACGUGAACGCGGUGCAAUAAUCUCCCAGCCACCAAAUCCCGCAUCACCAGGUGGGAAAAGAUGGUCGCGCUCCGCACCAGAUCUUGAAAAGACUCCACUACGUACUGCGUUGCUUGCAAACGCGCAUCGCUCGCCACUUCUUCAGGAAAUAGAUUAUUCAGGAGUGCAACCGGAUUUAUCGGGUGAAUGGAUGUCAACGGAUUAUCCAGUGAAGCCGGGUUUAACGGGACCUUAUAUUAUGCCAAUGCCAAUACCAUUGCCCACAUUGUAUAAUGGUGACAAUAAGAGGCCAAAAUUGAAUAUUAUUGAAUUGGCACUUUAUAAUGUGGCAGCAUUACUUGGAUGGACAGCGGCUGGCUAUGAUAUUCGAAUGUCAAAUAUUCCUCCGAUUCAUCCACGUUUACAGCAAAAUUUAAAUGACGAGGAGGAAUCGUCGAGAUGGUGGUUUCCUGCCGAGAGUGGUUCUAAUCGAAAUUCUGGUUAUUUGGGUCCUGAGUAUGAAUUUAGUUCGACUAGUGGUUAUCCUCAUAAUACUUAUCAUGGGCCUGCACGACAUUACAGACCGUAUUUGAGUAACAUGGGAGGAAUAGCGCCAGGAUUGUCGCCGGCAAUGUUGUCUGAUAAGCCAUUAAGAUUUACGGAUUCUCCUCAACACUAUACGAAUAGCACAGGUUCGAAUGCACCAACACCAAGUCCGAGGAGAAAAAGUUCUAGUACAAGUAAUGAGGAGACGUAUUCUUCGGAAGUUGCGAGGAUUGAGCGAACACCAACGGCUUAUAUGGGAGGAAAUCUUUUGCCAGAUUAUGGACAGCAAAUGUAUCCUCUUGUCGCACAGGACUACUAUCGUUCGUCGGACACUGGAUAUUAUCCUCCUUCGGAAUAUCACGACAGAAUGCUGGAGUGUUCGGACUUCCCGCACGCCUAUGACAAUCCCAGCAGCAUAAGUAGUUCGGCAAGACCAAGUCCUCGAUUGCCAUCCUACACUCAUCAUCGUACCUCGUCAAAUGUCUCGAAUGCGAGUACAUCCAGCCAAAGUAAUGUAAAUCCAACAUUUCGUCUUGAGGACGAAUCAGAUUAUUCUCUAUAUUCACCGAAUCAUUACUAUCGACACAGUAAUGUUUCGAGUAUUACAAAUUAUAAUAGUCCAAAUCUAUUGAAUCACGAUUAUGGCUUUCAAUAUUUAUCGAGGCAAAAUUCCCAUGAAUCGAGCACGAAUUCAGGUGAACGACCGGCUAAUUUGGAAGUUGUCUCAAGAUUAAGAUCGAGUUUAAAACGAUCCAAUUAUUCAUAUAAUUCGCCAAAUAAGACUGCAAGUAAAAAUAAUUCCGGCUCGGGAACACCGACAAAUCCAACGCCACCAGAUUCAUUGACAUCAGAGGAUUCAAGUUAUGUGUCGGCAAAAGAUAGUCAAAUAUCAAUAGGAGGACGAGUACGCUUUUCGCCCGUCAAAUUCGAUAGAGAUAGAGAUAGUAUUUCACGUGAACAUCGAGAAACAAUAUUAGAUAUUCCUGUUCAUGGACAAAGUCAGGAUAUAACAAUUCCAUUGCAAGCGAAUCGUAGAAUAAGUCGUAAUCGAAAACCUAGUAUUUCUGAAUUGGAGAGGGAAUUCUUGUCAUAGCACUGGCUUAUCUAAAGGUAUGAAAUGCAUUUUUACCAAUUUUAUUUUCAUCACAUUUUAUUUACUGGAAUUUCAGUAAUUUUAGAGAAUAGAGAAAAGAAACCUGAAAUAUUAUAGUGAUUUUACCUAUGCGCCUUCAAAUUUUUCAAUAUCUCUUUUAAUGAAAUUAGAAAUCUAAUAUUGCUGAAAUUCCCCUUUUUGCGCUCAAAUCCGAGAGAAUUGAAAGCCAAAUUCACUGCCAUUCGUAAAAAUUUCUUCUUAUAUUUCUUGCUUUCUUUUCUGCAAGUAUUUCUCAAAAAUAAAUGAACAUUAUCUACUUCUGGCAAUCAAUACAAAAUGAGCUUAAAAUUUGAAAAAAUAGUUUAAACAUUUGAAAAAUGUUUAAUAUUGAAAAUUGUUUAAAUUUGAAAUUUAUUUAAAACACACGAUUAUUAUUUUAUUUCGUAACAUUCCAAAAAUAAGGUCAAGAAAGAAAAAAUUCCGAACUAGUGCAUUUCUCGUGCCAUGACUUCAUUUUUCUUUUACUUCUCAUAUUUUUCAACAACGAAACGACAUUCCCGUAGAUUCCGUGAAGAAAAACUUUAAUCAUUCUUCUUCUUCUUCUUCUUUUUUUUCUGAAAGAGAAUGAUAGCUGUGUUUUUAAAGUACUUAUCGUUGGUUUCUAGACUUAAUGGAAAUUCUUUCUUUUUUUCAUCUUCAAAUCGAACUGAAAAUAAGUCUCGAUUUUGGACUGACUUUUCAAUAUUAUAAUAAUAAUAAAAUAUUGAGACAGAAACGUUGUUAAAUUGCAAAUUUCACGUUUUGUUUCUUCUGCAAAACUGAUGUUGUACAGUAGAUUGAAUUGAAUUCUAGGAGACACUUAAAAAUCAAUUUUAGAUGUUCUCGAUUCCACACGUCUUUUUUUUUUUGGUUUGUAUCGAUUUAGAUUGUUAUCGACUGAAAUCGAGUAUUUUUAUUUUGCAAAAAGGAAAUUUCUUUUCGUGAUUAGGUUUUUUAGAAAUUUUUUCCGUAAAAUUUGCUAAGAAAAUUUCCAUACUUAGGAAAUGGGGAAUUUUAAAAGUUGAAUUAAAAUAAAUUACCUAAUUAAAUUAAAAAAUCAGUUAAACUGAAUUUAAAUCAAAUUAGAAUUAUUAGAAAUAGGUUUUUUAAAAAUCUAUCUUUAAACAGUUAAAAGGCCUCGAAUAGAACGAUUUUUUCCGACUAUUUUUAAAACAGUCGACUUUUUUCGACUUAUUUUCAAAAAAUGCGACUUUUU
Molecule: messenger RNA, 5628 nt
Organism: Leptopilina heterotoma
Lineage: Eukaryota; Metazoa; Arthropoda; Insecta; Hymenoptera; Figitidae
Product: mitogen-activated protein kinase kinase kinase 11-like
Exons: 13
Coding region: 858-4373 (1171 amino acids)
Biological process (GO): protein phosphorylation
Molecular function (GO): ATP binding; protein binding; JUN kinase kinase kinase activity
Source: RefSeq, a predicted model, not a curated record